Lycium barbarum (goji berry) is the source of this 2046-nucleotide messenger RNA. Its product is annotated as probable trehalose-phosphate phosphatase F. The record is from RefSeq and is a predicted model, not a curated record. The transcript is spliced from 14 exons. The coding region runs from base 572 to 1726 and encodes 384 amino acids. Lineage: Eukaryota; Viridiplantae; Streptophyta; Magnoliopsida; Solanales; Solanaceae. Gene Ontology annotation, biological process: trehalose biosynthetic process. Gene Ontology annotation, molecular function: trehalose-phosphatase activity.
CAUUAAUUAAUUAAUGGUGUAAAAAAAAGUGUUUCUUGAUUCAACAACCGAAGGAAAAGGUUUCCUUGUUUAGCACGUCUUUUUUGGGGCUAUCAAAAUGUAAACUCUAUAUAUACUUAGGUUUCUCCACCAAUAUAUUUUCCUUCUUCUUCUUUUUCCCUUCAUUUCUCUCUCUCUCUUUAUUUUCCGUUACAUUUUUUUCCUCAUAUUUUCUUAGGGUUUUCUCUUUUAAUUUUCUCUCCAUUUGUUGCCGUUUCUUUUCAAAGGCACUUGAUAAUUGGAUUUUCAAGAUUGGUUCUUUCGAAUUUCAAGGGCUGUGAUAUAAUUAACAGGUAGGAAGGCACGUUAGACUGAAUUAAAUAGUGAGCCAAAAAUGUUCUGCUUCGUGGUGUAAAUGCAGUGUGGUUCAGGAGAUGAGAUUGCAGGAAGCCCAUACCUAAUGGAAUCUAUUCCCAGCAGUAGUGAUAAGAAAACUUUGAAGAGGUGGUUUUUCAUUGACAAAAGGGUUGGUUAAAGAUUCGGUACUAUUCUUAUACAUCCACUACUAUAAAGCCAAAUCAAUAUUGUUUCAAUGGACUUGGACUCGACAAAAGCCUCUCCAGUUCUUACUGAUCCUUCACCGUUGAACAAGUCCAGAUUGGGAAUCCAUUCUAGUUUAUUUCCCUAUUCGCAAUCUGGCCCUUCAUUCUCCACUAGUGUGCUAACAAUUCCCAGAAAGAAGCCACCGAAGCUUGAUGAUGUUCGAUCCAAUGGUUGGCUCGAUGCCAUGAAGUCUUCUUCACCUCCUAGGAAGAGGAUUCUGAAGGAAGUAAACAUUGAUAUUUCUUCAGAUGAUGCUGAUGUUACUUACCUUUCUUGGCUGAUCAACUAUCCAUCAGCUCUCAACUGCUUUCAGCAAAUUAUGAGGCAAGCAAGGAAUAAACAGAUAGUGAUAUUCUUAGAUUAUGACGGGACUCUCUCUCCUAUUGUUGAUGACCCUGACCGUGCUUUUAUGUCCAAUGAGAUGCGCUCUGCUGUCAGGAAUGUUGCAAAGUAUUUCCCAACAGCAAUCAUCAGUGGGAGAAGCCGUGAUAAGGUUUAUGAGUUGGUAGGUCUAACUGAACUCUGUUAUGCCGGUAGCCAUGGUAUGGACAUCAUGCUGCCAGUCAAAAAUACAUUAUCUACUAACGAUCCAAAUUGUAUCAAAACUACUGACCAGCAGGGCAAGGAAGUUAAUCUGUUCCAGCCUGCUCGUAAAUUUCUACCAAUGAUUGAUGAGGUUUUCAGAACCCUUGUCGAGAAAACUAAGGACAUUAAGGGUGCAAAAGUUGAGAACCAUAAGUUUUGUGCCUCUGUACAUUAUCGUAAUGUAGAUGAGAAUAAUUGGCCUGUGAUUGCACAGUAUGUCCAUGAUGUCUUAAAAGACUACCCUCGGCUUCGGCUAACUCAUGGGCGGAAGGUUUUAGAGGUCCGCCCUGAAAUUGACUGGGACAAAGGGAAAGCAGUUGAAUUUCUGCUGGAAUCAUUAGGUUUUAGCAACCCCAAAGACGUGCUCCCGAUAUAUAUUGGAGAUGAUAGAACAGAUGAAGAUGCAUUCAAGGUGUUGAGGGGGAAAUACAAAGGUCAUGGAAUUCUUGUUUCAACUAUCCCAAAAGAUAGCAAUGCUUUCUUCUCUCUCAGGGACACUUCACAGGUCAAAAAAUUCCUGGAAUCUCUCGCAAGCACGAUGGAAGACAAAGAUAUAUAAGAAGCAUGAGAGGAGCUAAAGGGAAAUAGUGUUAGAUUGAAGAAAAUGCUAUAGUAUUAGGUGUCUACAGUUUUCCAAUGAAUAAGCCAAAGUCAUUUCUAAAUCUUUGUUUAUUGUUUUAUGAAGGUUAAAAUUUUGCAAACUUCCAUUAUUUCCUUGCUUUGGUUUUAUAUUCUUUAGUUUAUAUCCUAUUUUGGAAAUGGAAGGUCUUCAAAGGAGGACCUUUCUCUUUUGAGUUGGUAGUAGUACCUAGAUGUUAACUUUCGAUUGCUACUUUGUUUAUUUCACCAUUAUUCUUACAAAUAUGUAUUUCUCAUGAA